Molecule: messenger RNA, 678 nt
Organism: Entamoeba invadens IP1
Lineage: Eukaryota; Evosea; Mastigamoebida; Endamoebidae
Exons: 1
Coding region: 1-678 (225 amino acids)
Source: RefSeq, a predicted model, not a curated record
AUGGCUAAAGUAGAGGAGCAACAAGUUGUUAAUAAUAUUGAAAAACAAGGCGAAGGGAGUGUAACGCCUUCUGCAGACAAAAUCGAAAAGAAAGAAACACAGGAAGAAACUAUUCAAGAAAGUCCUGAGAUGGACAUUGAAGCGAUUGAAUGUUCGGAAGAGUAUGACAAAGAAGAAGAAAAUCACCAAACCGUUAUCUUCAAGAAAUUCUGUUCGUUGGAAUUGAAAUUUCCACAAAAUCUUGUUGGGAGGUUUGCGGAAUUGUGGGCUAUGAUGGAGCAGGAGACAAAGGCGACAGGGGUUUUUGCGGAGUAUUGGGACGAAGUAGAUGGGGAGGAGGAUUUUAAAGGUGUCAAAGCCAUCCCAUCAACAGACGAUCAGACCGACUCUAUUUUCAAUUACUUCGACUAUGGAUUCAACAAGCCGUCAUAUUCCAACUACAAAAAGAAGUGUCAGAUCAUGAGAAAACAUUUAACUGAUAUCUGUGGGGUCAGAGAACACAGUAGAGGUGGGGAGAAGAGAGAUGACAGAGAUCGGGACAGAGACAGGGACAGAAGAAAGCGAUCAAGGAGCCCUUCAAGAAGAGAAAGAGAUCGUGACGAUAGGAGAAGAAGGUCACGAAGUGAUGAAAGAAGAAGGAGGUCGAGGAGUAGAGAGGGAAAGAGAGGAAAACGAUAA